UUGACGAACCGGUUUUCAUUCGCCGUCGUAUCAGCCCCAAAACUGGCCCUGUUUAUACCACAGUAGUCUGCGGAAGUCUAUAAGGAAGAAGGACGCGUCGCUGAGAACUUCAAGGUUAUUUCAAGAUGUUAUUCGGGCAGCGUUUUGUACGGAGGUACCUGUGGGCGGUAGUGAUAGUUGCUAUCCUGGCGGCCUGUGUCAUCUUUCUGCUGCUACCAAACGACAGAGAUCCACAGGGACCAAAGGUGACAGAGAAGGUGUGGUUUGACAUCACCAUCGGAGGUGAGCCGGCGGGCCGAGUCGAGAUCGGACUCUUCGGCAAGAUCGUCCCGAAAACAGUCCGGAAUUUCGCGACGCUGGCGAAGAGAGAGAAACCAGAAGGCUACAAGGGAUGUAUUUUCCACCGAGUCAUGAAGGGUUUCAUGAUCCAGGGAGGAGACUUCACACACGGGGACGGCACAGGCGGAUACAGCAUCUAUGGCGGCCAUUUCGAGGACGAGAACUUCGAGCUGCAGCAUUACGGAGCGGGCUGGCUGAGCAUGGCGAACGCUGGUCAGGACACAAACGGCUCCCAGUUCUUUAUCACCACCGUCAAAACCUCCUGGCUGGACGGCAAACACGUCGUCUUCGGAAAGGUCCUUAAAGGCAUGGAUGUCAUCAGGAAAAUAGAAGACCAGGAAACAUCCGACAAGAACAGACCAUUGAAGGAGGUCAAAAUCUCUGACGUAGGACAUGAAGAUGUGUGGAGUCCAUUCGUUGUGCUGCAGGAAGGAGCCAUGGAAUCUACCAUGUAGAGUAACACAUAAGGAUCACCAAGUAUCUUUGAAACUUGUUCUCAGUGUCCUAAGGCUCCUGUAAGACGCAUAGUGAGCCUUACCGUCCACAUGGGAAUGUAGAAGACGUAUGAAAUGUUGUACCAGCAAUUAUGCUGUCACUAGCACUGUCCGAUGGUUUGAUAUUCAUACUAGUACUGAAAGUGUUGUUUCCCUAAUCAUGAGGUUAUCCAAUCUUUGUUUCGUUGUGUUGUGUUGUGUGAAGUGUGUAAAUAAGCUAGCUGUUAUUGUUGGAAGUUUAAUCUUUGAGGUUUUGUAUUUUGUACGAUCAAAAUGGGAGUCCUUAUCCAAUGUAGUCGUACAUGGAACUGUAAGUUGUUGAUUCUAUGGCUCAUAGUAAUUCAAAUAGAUGGGAAUUAUGAUUUUACAUUGCAUGAAGACAUUAACAGUAGGCGCUGCCUUUAAGACAUGAACAAUAGAUGCUACUGUCGUUACAAGGACUCAAAACAUACAAGAGCCCUUGUAGCCAAAGAGUAACGGAAGGCCACAAGUCGUUAUGUGAUAUUUUUCUAGGUUUGAUUUUUUUUUUCAUUUUAUCAUCUCUUCCUGUACACAUUUUUGGCUUCUCGAGAAAUAAGCUGAUUUUCUGAAUAUUGCCACUCAAAGGUUGUUGUUUGUUGCUCUGUGUUGUCUCCUCACAAAACGUCGUGCGAAAUGGUAGAUGAAGUCUCUAAUAAUCGUCUGAAUAAUCGUCUGAAUAAUCGUCGCAAUGAAAGGUGGCUGCUGGGGAAAGUGAAAAAAGCGAGAAAUCGCCCAUGUACAAAUACCUCAAUGCAUGAACUUAAGUUGUCAAAUUGUGUCUCAUUUGAUAUAUCAUAUUGAUGUUAUCUUCCUUACACCAUAGUGUGCCAUUUUACCACUGUCCUAUUGCCUUAUUAAUCACAGGACAUACACAUUGAAUUUGUACGAAAAUACGUUGAUUUAUUUGCCGCGUUUAGUGAAAGUUGGUUGUGACAGAAUAAAAAAGAGCAGUACCUUUUAUGGUUAACAGACGUGCUUAUCGUACUACAGUCAGAAAUAACAAAUGCUCAACACGUGUACUGAUGGCAGUACUACUGUGAUACAGUUUCAAUGUGUGCUCUACGUGACUCUGUUUCAGUAAUGUGAUCUCUCCUAGUGAUAAAAUACCUCAACAAGGCAAGCAAAGCGUCCAUUACUUUUGUUGCAAUAGAGAUUGAUGCAACACUUUAGAUACAUGAUGUUUUGUUUUCUUACGUUAAGAUUCGUUACGAAUCACUUGUGUUACUCAUUGAAAUCCCUUGGAUAUGAAACAGAAGAAUAGCCUACGAAAAUUGGUCAAUUCAAGAGCCAGAUAUGUACAGACAAAAAUUUACAACAAUUGCUUAUUUUUCAUGACAGAUUCGGGAUGAAAACGAGCAAUAAAUAAACAUUGGAUUCGAAAAUGUU
Messenger RNA from Branchiostoma floridae (Florida lancelet), 2240 nucleotides. Its product is annotated as peptidyl-prolyl cis-trans isomerase 6-like. Gene Ontology annotation, molecular function: peptidyl-prolyl cis-trans isomerase activity. Gene Ontology annotation, biological process: protein folding; protein peptidyl-prolyl isomerization. Gene Ontology annotation, cellular component: intracellular membrane-bounded organelle. The record is from RefSeq and is a predicted model, not a curated record. Bases 126 to 794 code for a protein of 222 amino acids. The transcript has 5 exons. Lineage: Eukaryota; Metazoa; Chordata; Leptocardii; Amphioxiformes; Branchiostomatidae.